Messenger RNA from Hibiscus syriacus, 1398 nucleotides. Its product is annotated as amino acid permease 6-like. Gene Ontology annotation, cellular component: plasma membrane. The record is from RefSeq and is a predicted model, not a curated record. The transcript has 6 exons. NCBI's taxonomy places the organism in Eukaryota, Viridiplantae, Streptophyta, Magnoliopsida, Malvales, Malvaceae. The coding region runs from base 1 to 1398 and encodes 465 amino acids.
AUGGUAUUGGAAACUGGCAAGCCUACUCCUGCUCCUAGUGUUGAAGAUGAUAGCUCUAAAAGAACAGGAACUUGGGUGACCGCAAGUGCGCAUAUAAUAACAGCAGUUAUAGGUUCAGGAGUGUUAUCUCUUUCAUGGGCCAUUGCUCAGUUACGGUGGAUAGGUGGCCCAACUGCUCUCUUGAUCUUCUCCGUCAUCACCUGGUUCACAUCGAUUCUGCUGGCUGAUUGUUGCAGGGAUCCUGUUUCAGGAAGAAGAUGUAGCUGUUACAUGGAUGCUGUAAAAUCUCAUUUAGGAGGCAUCAAUAGCAUGUUUUGUGGAUUAGCACAGUAUGUGAAUCUUGUGGAGGUAACAAUUGGAUAUUCAAUCACUUCAGCUAUUAGUAUGGCGGCGAUAAAAAGAUCAGGCUGCUUUCACAAGAAUGGCCAUGGUGCAGGCUGCCAUGUCAAGAACAUGUUCAUGAUUAUCUUCGGUUUUAUAGAGAUCGUAUUAAGCCAAAUUCCCAACUUCCAUGAGCUCUCGUGGCUGUCCGCGGUGGCUGCCGUUAUGUCAUUUGCGUACUCUUGCAUCGGCUUCGGUCUCUCGAUCGCCAAAGUCGCUGGAGGGUCUCAUUCUAGGACGAGCUUGACCGGGACGAUGGUGGGAGUCGAUGUGACGACCGGACAGAAGAUUUGUAACUGUUUCGAAGCCCUUGGUAACAUCGCCUUCGCCUAUACUUUCUCCACUGUCCUCGUUGAGAUACAGGACACACUGAAAUCAAGUCCACCGGAAAAUAAAUCCAUGAAAAAGGAAACCUCGAUCGGUGUCUCGGUGACUACCGUGUUCUAUGUAUCGUAUGGAGUUGUGGGAUAUGCAGGAUUUGGAAACACCGCGCCGGGCAAUUUCCUAACAGAGUUCGGUUUUUACGAACCUUACUGGCUCAUCGACAUUGCUAUUCUCUGCAUUAUUGUCCAUCUUGUGGGAGCCUACCAGGUGUUCUGCCAACCAAUAUUUAAGCAGGUGGAAGAGUGGUGCUUAAACAGAUGGCCAAACAAUAAUUUUAUGAAAGAAAGUCGGCCAAUCGAACUCCCAUUGCUAGGGGAUUAUACUUUCAGUACGUUCAGGCUAGUAUGGCGAACAUCUUACGUGAUAAAGGCCACCGUGGUGGCGAUGCUUCUCCCCUUCUUCAAUGGCAUUCUGGGUCUACUCGGAGCAGCUUCGUUUUGUCCGUUGACGGUAUACUUCCCGGCCCAAAUGCACAUAUCAAGAGAAAAAAUCCGACCCUUUUUCUGGAAAUGGAUAUGGUUAAACAUCUUGGUGGUUGUUUGCUUGAUUAUAUCACUCCUUGCGGCAGCUGGCUCUACUGCAGUAAUUGCUAAGGAUCUUCAAACAUUCGAGCCUUUUACCUCUGUUUAUUAA